AUGACUUGCGUGUUAGGUACGCGUCCAAAGCAUGUAUGUAAGGUGGAGGCAGUGAAUGUGGGAGUGGGUGCGUGGCGUGUGCGCGUGGUGCAUCGGUGCCGCAUCGCUAUCGCGGCGUGUGUCGCAAGCGGCGCGGUGGCCGUGUGCGGGGUCCGCGCGUCCUUGGCCACGGCUCUACCACGCCGAUACAACGGUCCGGCGAGCCGGGGCGACCGUGCGCAACCGCUUCCGUGGAGCGGUCGCGUGCGCCCGACCACCGUGAAACUUUUUGCAGAACUUUUUAAUGGACGUGCCUUAUGCUCCAGACUGAGAAGGUUAAGUCAGUUCAAGUUGCCUUUAUCCGGCAUUCACUGCUCUGGAGUCACGACGCUACCUUUUGAAACGCAGCAGAGGCAUCGGUUCCGCACGAUUGAGGAUCCGGCGCGGUGCAGCUUCGGCUGCGGCGUUGACCACGCGACAUUGGCACAGUUGCGCGACCUCACCACGCCACGCCGCGCUAGUCGCGAUCGAGGCCGCGAAUAAAUGCCCCAAAACAAGAACCAACAGUGCGCUUGAAUUCCGGCACGCCUGAAUCACGCCGUACAAAUUAGCACUCGAUGCGCGCUCGUUUAUCUAACACGAGUAGCCAGCGGCCACACCCGCGCGAAAAAUACCAGCAGCGGAUGCCAACUACGCAGUGCACAGUCAGACACUACGCGAAAUAAAAGGU
This is a messenger RNA of Spodoptera exigua (beet armyworm), 709 nucleotides long. The record is from the annotation of a GenBank genome assembly. Lineage: Eukaryota; Metazoa; Arthropoda; Insecta; Lepidoptera; Noctuidae.